Vitrella brassicaformis is the source of this 4422-nucleotide messenger RNA. The record is from the annotation of a GenBank genome assembly. NCBI's taxonomy places the organism in Eukaryota, Vitrellaceae.
AUCUGCUUGUGGACGACAGGGCAGCUUGUCUGCACGUCUGCACACGUGAGAAACUGACGCUUUGCGAAGAAGGAAUCGGCUGAUUUGGUCAGAGGCACAGUGAGUGACACCACAUCAGUCAGUGAUGCCGCCCGAAUCGGUCAAGGUGCAGCUUGCUGACCUCCCCGGUGAGUCAAGGCACUGGGCGCUGCACCAUGCUCGCAGCGGCCAAACGACAUGCCUGCCUUCAAACGCCUUCUGUUGUCUGUCUGUCUGUCUCUGUGUCAGAGGGGGAGGAGGAUCUGUUGGAGUACCUGAGUGACCGUGAGGAGUGCAUUGAGGACUACGAGGAUGAGGGCGAGAAGGAACACACAUUCCCCAACACCGUCAUGGGUCAGUCAGUGUGUCGCGUCACUCAUUCACACACCCGACACACGCGCAUCAUGUCUGUGUGUGUGUGUGUGUUGCAGUGGGUGGUGCGCCUUGUGUGGGUCCUGAGAAGCAGGAGAAGCUGCAGAAGAUCGUGCUCAAGCUGUUCGAGCGGUUCGGGGAGGUCACCGAGUGCGAAAUGAUCACUGACGACAACAAGCAGGGACUCGGGUCAGCCACACACACACAGAGACAAACAAACAGACAGACAGCCACCGACGCACGCACAGACAAACCGAUGGAUGGAUGGAUGGAUGGAUGGAUGUGUGUGUCUGCCUGUCUGUCUGUGUGUGGCUUGUAUAACAGAUUUUUCUUUGUGACGUACUCAUCGGCCGAUGACGCCAAGCUGGCGUGCGACAACCUCAAUGGCCACGCGCUCGACAGAUCACACACAUUCAAGGUCGGUCGGUCGGUCAGCCAGGAUGGACAGGACACGAGUAGGUGUAUCUCGUCGCUCCAUCCUGUGGUGUCUUGUCUUUUGUUGUGUGGUGUAGGCGGUGAUGCUCGACAACUACGACCAGAUCAUCACUCGCACCGAGGACUACAGACCGCCCCCUUCAGUGCCUUUCUUCGUCAGAGUGAGCCUGCCGACCGACGAAAGAAAGGGCACACAGGCAGGCAGGCCAUGAAAGGUGCAGUGCGCCACUGUUCGUCUGUCUGCCUGUCUGUCUGUCUGUCUGUCAUUCUCCUUCAGGAGCAUCUGUGGUGGUGGCUCAACGACGAGCGUCAGAGGGAGCAGCUGCUGCUCAGAUACGCCGUACGUCACAACACACACACACACGUCUCCCCACCCCCUAGACAUCCUCUGUCUGCUGUCUGUGUGCGUCGGUCGGUCGGACAGGAUGAGACGGAGAUCUACUGGCACGACCCGGUUGAGCGUGCGCCGAUGCUCGUCUACAACGGGUCGCGGGAGCGCGCCAAGGGCAGCAAAGUCUGGACGGAGUUCCGCGCAAUGUGGUCGCCAAGAGGCUCAUACGUCACCACUUUCCACAGACCAGGUAGGUGCCUCCCACACCCACAAUUGGAUGGAUGGAUGGAUGGAUGGCACAUUUUUCUGCCGCCGUCAUAAUACGCUGUCAGGUGUGGCGCUGUGGAUGGGGGAAGGUUUCCGCAAGGCCAUGAAGUACGAGCACAAGGAGGUCAAGCACCUGGAGUUUUCGCCAGACGAGGAGUACAUCAUCUCCUGGGACGGCACCCCUCACGCAGCCAAGUACGACAAGGCCGUCAAGAUAUUCCGCACACAAACCGGCGAAGUGCUGCGCUCAUUCCCGGUGAGGGAGGGAGGGAGGGAGGGAGUCGAGGCAAUGACCUCUCCUCCCAUCCCAGCCAGACUGGCGAAAUGGACGGCAUAUUGUGCUAUCUUGUGCUGCUGUGUGCAGACGCCGAUGGUUGCCCCGAAGGGCGGUGAGUUCCCCCACUUCCUGUGGUCGGCCGACAGCAAGUACUUCGCCAAGUGCAGCGACAAGGACAUUCUCGGUGAGCAAAAUGACCAACGGUUCCGACGCGGAUUGUUCGUCUCUCUGCAAUGUGCCUCUCUCCUCCUUCCUUUGCUGUGCAGUGUACGAGACGGCGACGAUGAAGCCCCUCAUGGUCGAGGGCAAGACCGCACCGCUCAAGUUCCCCGACGGACUCGACAGAUUCGAAUGGUACGGAGCAGAGCGCACAGACACACACACCCACGUCAGUCGCCACACACACAUCUUCCCCCUUCCCCCCCCCCCUCUCCCUCUGCUUGUGUGUGCAGGUCGCCGACCGACCCCGUGCUGUCCAUCUGGACGCCCGAGCGCGGCAACAGCCCCGGCCGUCUGGUGCUGAUCGAGAUUCCGUCCCGUCGCGAGCUGGCCACCAAGAACGUCUUCCAGGUGCGUGACGCGCAGCUGCACUGGCAGAGCAGGGGCGACUACUUCUGCCUCAACGUCACCCGCACCAGCAAGAGCAAAAAGACCGGACACAACCAGCUCGAGAUUUUCAGACUCAGGUACGUGUCAAGCAAAGGAGGGAGGGAGCCGUGGGGAUUUGAUGUGUGGGUUAUUGUGGCUGUGGCUGUGGGUGCAUCCGUGUGUGUGUGUGGUGGACAGGGAGAAGAAUGUGCCGGUGGAGAUGGUGUCGCUGCGCGAGAAUUUGAAACUCUUCCAGUGGGAGAACUCAGGUCAGUUUCUGUGUGUGGUGGGUGGUGGUGGGUGUGUGGAAAGUCCUCUGAUCUUCCUGUCCUGUGUGAUCAUAUCUGUGUCCACAACAGGUAGUCGGUUUGCGGUGCUGCUGCAGGACGAGACGACCCACGCGCAAAUGAUCCGCUUCUACCAGAUGAAGGGCAGGGGCAAAGGCACCUGCGAGGUGCGUCUGACAGACACAAACACUCACCUACACACUCUCCCUACAAUCAGUCAGGUGGCCGGAACACAUAAAGGUGCUUUGCUAUGUGUUUGUGUGUUGGUGCAGAUCAUCACAUCGUUCGACAUCUCGAGUCAGAUCAACCAGGUCUACUGGUCGCCCCUCGGCACCCACUUCGUGCUGGCCUCACUGGGGUCUGACGGCACUCUCUUGUUCGGCAACCUCAGCGCAGACGGCAAACCUGACGUAAGGACGCAGGCGUACAUACAAAUCACAGACAGACAUUGGCGGCAGCGGACGGACAGUAUCCCUGUGCCUGUGUGUCUUGGUGUGUGUGUUCAUUCAGAUUGUGCACAAGGACGAGCAUUUCAUGGUGAAUGAGGUGAUGUGGGACCCCACUGGGCGGUACGUCAUCACUGCCGUGACCGUGCCCAUGGUCUCGGGCGGCGCAUCCGCAUGGAGAUACAACAUGGAAGCCGGGUGGGGUACACACGCUCACUACCAGCACACCAGCACACACACGUCCCUUCAUCUCUCUCUCUCUCUCUCUCUGUGUGUGUGUGUGUGUGUCAGGUUUGCCAUCUGGUCGUUCCAGGGCCGUUUGCAGUACAAGGCGCAGAAGGAGCGGCUGUACCACGUGGCCUGGCGGCCCAGGCCUCCAGCGCUCGUGUCGCCCGAGAAGAUCGACGAAGUCAAGAAAAACCUCAAGGAAUACUCCAAGAAGUAAAUACGAUGACUGACUGACGGCACCAUACCGUGUUGACCACACACGGGCGGGAUGUGGUGUGAUGGAUGCCCUCAUCCAAGCCACAUGUGUGUGUGUGUGUGUGUGUGUCAGCUAUGACCGUAUCGACGAAGAGUUGAAGCGGUCCAAGAGGGAAGAGUUCCAGGGGGCCAGGAAAGAAAAGGUGAGGGACCACAGACCGACCGACCCACCCACCGACGGCCGUCCAUCGCGUCAAUCUGUGUCGGUAUCUGUGUGUGUGUGUGGUGUCACUGAAACAGAUGGACGAGUUCCUCGAGAUGCUCCGAGCCAUGGACGACGCCAGGAAAGACCACGUAAGCACACCAUACAAGACACAGGCAGGCAGACAGACGCCACGGAAGAUACACUAACGCUACACGGCCGCGUGUUCGUGUUGUGUUAUACGGCAGCCGUCUUACGACGACUGGGAGGACGGGUGGGACGAUUUGGAGGACCAGAUCGAGUGGGAGGAGAUCGAGGAGCAGUUCGAAGAGGUAGGCACACACACACAAACACACACACACACACACACAUACGUCUGCCUGAGGCUGACGGGCCACUUGUUCCCUCCCUCUCUCUCUUUCUGUGUGUGUGUGUGUGUGUGUGUGGCGUGUGCAGGAGAUCGAUUCCAAGAUGGAGGUGGUCGCAGACUCAUAAUAAUCGACCCUUUUUCAACGGCGGCGGCGCACAUGUGCGCUGUUGCCCAGCCGUCUGUCCGUGUCGCGAGUAUUCACUGAUGGAGAUGGAGAUGGCGGUCUGUCCGUGCGGUGCGGUGCGGUGUGGUGUGGUGUGGUGCAUGGUUCUCUGUUCCACGCUGAGGACUGUGAGGACAGUGUCUCCUCGGCGUGUCCGUGACGUGGUGGUGCUUUAAGAAAGAUGUUUCUGUCUACAUGACCUAAUGCGAUGCCGUGCCUUGAUUCAAUCACCUGCUCAUCUCA